AUGGAGAGUAUGCAACACAUGUCAGAGUUGGUGUUUAUGGUACUCUGUCGUAAACUGGGGUCCUCGGAACAAGUGACCAUGAGGAGAGAUAUUAGUGAUUUUAGGGAAAUGAUUUUGUCCAAUGAAACGAGAAGAGAUUUUCGUAUAAUAUGUAGUGGAAGUUAUAAAGAAGGAUUCAAACUUGAUGAGUCUGACAGGGACGCUAUGAUUUCGCUUGUUAACUAUCGAGUAAUUUGGAAUUUAUCUCAGAAUCAGAUUAAUUGCAGGCAGACAUUGUUUCUGGUGGACAGUUCCGAAAGCCCGCCUGGAUACACGUUGAUUCGAUUGCUCUCACCAUUCACAUUAACAAUGAAAAUCUGGGCAUCGCGCUUUGGACUUUAUGGAAAAAACUAUAUAUCUAGUUCAAAUUUUCGGGAAAAUAUGCGUUUUUCAUCCAGGCCAGAUUCCCACGUUCAUGGGCCAUGUAGGAGUGGAAAUUUCAAGGGAGUUGAAUUUGAUGAUGCUUACUCUUUUCCAAGUGAUGUAUGGCCUCCACCUGCCUUAGCAUGGAUCAAAAGAUGUCACUCGUGGCCUAGUUCCGGCGUAGUGGAUGAUAUUAUAAGAAAAGGAUGUCACUUUGUAGCAAUAGGGAACAAGCUAGGAAAUCACGAGGAAAAUGAAUGGAGAAUUUCAUUCGCUUACGCAGAACAAAAACUUGUGUACUCCAUGAACCAUUGCCAAUUCCUCACGUAUGAUUUACCCAAACUAAUCCUUAAAUAA
Molecule: messenger RNA, 759 nt
Organism: Saccostrea cuccullata (small rock oyster)
Lineage: Eukaryota; Metazoa; Mollusca; Bivalvia; Ostreida; Ostreidae
Exons: 1
Coding region: 1-759 (252 amino acids)
Source: RefSeq, a predicted model, not a curated record